ACUCAAUCAGUUCAUUUGCUUGGUGGCAUUUCAAUUAUUAAGUUGUGUUUUCGAAACUUUAAGUUCCAGUGUGACUAAAACUAAAUAUUAAAUGGAAAAUAAGCGGAAAGUUGAUAGCAAAAAUAAAGCACCGUUCUUCGGCGCUCGUCAUGUGCAAUGUAUUCUAAUAUUUCUCGGAACCGCUGCUGCGUUCACGCAACGCGUAAAUCUCUCGGUAGCGAUAGUAGCAAUGAUGGAUAAGAAUUCCACAAAUCCCAAUUUUGAGGAGUACCAAUGGUCUGAGCAGACAAAAUCCUACCUGCUCAGCGCUUUCUUUUGGGGUUAUUUUGUGACACAAAUACCGGGCAGUCAGUUGGCGCACAAAUUUGGUGGUAAAAUAACGCUGCUCCUUAGCAUAGUACUAAGUGGACUUUUGGCUUUACUUACGCCGCUGAGCGUGCGUUUGGGCGAUUGGCAACUGCUCUUUGCGCUGCGUUUGUGUCAAGGUCUCUUACAGGGUAGCACGUUUGCAUCUGUACACACACUACUCUCCAAAUGGAUACCAGCCGAGGAGCGUAGCUCACUUGGCACCUUUUGCUACAGCGGUAUGGCUUUUGGUACUGUGCUGAUGAUGUUCGUCAGCGGUUGGAUUGCCUCUUCCACAUUCGGUUGGCCAGGCAUAUUCUAUUUUGCUGGCAUACUCAGCGUAAUUUGGGGUUUCAUUUGGUACUUUGUCGGCGCUAACACACCAAGCGAAUGCAAAGCAAUGACUGAGGCAGAGCGUUUGUAUAUUGAAACCGCAAUUGCGACAACGGCUAAACCGGAGACGGAGAAUGAGCAAGUAACCAUGAAGACACCUUGGUUGAAGAUACUCAGCUCUGUGCCUUUCUGGAUGAUAUUGCUGACGCAGAGCACCUACGCAUGGGGCUAUUGGACACUGAUGACACAAAUCCCCUCAUAUAUGAAGAGCAUACUGGGACAAGAUAUCCAGAGCAAUGCGCUCAUGUCCGCAGCGCCAUAUCUGGCUGAUUUGUUGUUGACAUUCGUAUUUUGUUUUUUAUCUGGUUUUCUGAUUAAACGUGGCUACAUAAGUGUUGUUGUCAGCCGGAAACUGUUCAAUACUAUCGGAUUUUGGGUGCCUAUAGUACCGCUUAUACUACUCGGCUAUAUGGGCACCGAUCGGAGCGAGUUGGCACUGAUUUUGCUGAUCAUUGCUGUUGGUGUGAAUUCAGCCGGCAAUUUGGGUUUCCUCAUCAAUCAUAUUGAUUUAGCUCCCAACUUUGCUGGUGUCCUUAUGGGCAUGGCGAAUAGUGCGGCAAAUAUUAUGAGCUUAUUGGCCCCACUGACGGUGGGCUUCAUUGUCACAGAUGCGAAAAAUGUGCUGCAGUGGCGUAUUGUCUUUUACAUUGCUAGCGGCAUGUACUUCGUUGGCAAUUUAUUGUUCAUCUUGUUUGGCCAGGCGAAAAUCCAGGUAUGGAACUAUCCUAAAACACGGCUUCCACAGCGGGAUGAGCGCGUUGGUAUUUGACUGGAAACUAGCAGAAUUGAGACAGAGAGUAUGUGAAGCCAAGCCUCGCCUUUUUACCGUAGAACACUGCCGCAUUUAAGAUUAUUUUGUAGAUGAUAAAAUAAUUGACUCUAGAAUUGCUCUAGUAGCAAUCGUUGCUGUCUUCAGCAGCCUGAAUUUAAAAAAUUAAGAAAGAAAUCAACUCAAACGAACAUUUAGAAUCGGUUAUGUUAAUAUAACUGUUGAUAACCAUAUUGACACAUUCUUAUCGAAGAUAAAAAUACAGUUUUGUUCAAUGUUA
Bactrocera dorsalis (oriental fruit fly) is the source of this 1787-nucleotide messenger RNA. RefSeq names its product putative inorganic phosphate cotransporter. Gene Ontology annotation, biological process: monoatomic anion transport; transmembrane transport. Gene Ontology annotation, molecular function: transmembrane transporter activity. The transcript is spliced from 4 exons. NCBI's taxonomy places the organism in Eukaryota, Metazoa, Arthropoda, Insecta, Diptera, Tephritidae. The record is from RefSeq and is a predicted model, not a curated record. Gene Ontology annotation, cellular component: plasma membrane. The coding region runs from base 92 to 1507 and encodes 471 amino acids.